This is a messenger RNA of Archocentrus centrarchus (flier cichlid), 2822 nucleotides long. It is a transcript of the gene ftr14l, whose product is annotated as finTRIM family, member 14-like. The record is from RefSeq and is a predicted model, not a curated record. Lineage: Eukaryota; Metazoa; Chordata; Actinopteri; Cichliformes; Cichlidae. The transcript is spliced from 7 exons. The coding region runs from base 187 to 1758 and encodes 523 amino acids. Gene Ontology annotation, molecular function: zinc ion binding; protein binding.
AGUAAACAUUCCGUCACUCACAGCGUUAGUCACACAGUUUCAGUGUCGCAAUAAACUUCAGGAGCUCACUGUUGAUCCUUCAGCAGAUUUUCUUAAAAACGUAACACUGCCGCUGAAAUUAAUCACCUGUGGAUUUUAUUUUUACUUUUAUUUUUUGGCUAUAUUUUUAAAUUUCCUGGUAAGAAAAUGUCACGCCAGAGCGCUCUGGAUUUGGACAGAUACAGCAGCUUGGAUAAAUCUCGUCGGACCAACAGUCGCAGCCAAGCCAGGGCCCAGGCCAGGUCCGAGGGCCGGUCCGAGGGCAGGCCCGAGUCUAGGGCCGAGGCCAGGAACGGGGACGUCCUGUGUGACUUCUGUACACCAAGGAAGCAGAAGGCUGAGAAGUCCUGCUUGGUGUGCUUGGCGUCCUACUGCGAGACUCACCUCCAGUCUCACUAUGACUACCCCACCCUGAUGAAGCACAAGCUGGUCAAAGCUACGGGUCAGAUGAGAGAGAAGCUCUGCGCACAGCAUGACAAGCUGCUGGAGGCUUUUUGCCGCGCUGAUGAGACGUCGGUAUGCGUUUUGUGCAUGAUGGAUGAACACAAACACCACGACAUCGUCCCGGCUGGCACUGAGAGAACUGAGAAACAAAAACAGCUUGGUGUCACACUGCACAAAUCUCAGCAAAGGAUUGAUCAGAGGGUUAAAAAGUGGCAGGACCUCCGACAGGCUGUUGAUGCACUUAAACAUUCUUCUCAGAUGGCCUUAGAGGAGAACGAGCGCAUCUUCACUGAGCUUCUGCUUUCCAUUGAGAGGAAGUACAAUGAAGUCAAGGAAAUGAUCCGCACCCAUGAAAGGACCACUGUGACCCAGGCUGAAUUACUGCUGAACCGUUUGGAGGAAGAGAUUACUUUGAUGAGGAAGAAGCACAAUGACUUGGAGAAGCUUUCACACACAGAUGAUCACAUACACUUUCUACAGAGCUGGCAGUCCCUGUCAGGCCCCUCAGGAUAUGAAGAUCUCAACAAAAUCAACGUUGCACCCUAUUACUCUUUUGAGGCUACCAAGAGAGCCAUUGCUUCACUGAAAUUACAAAUAGAAGAAGUCAGCAAAGUAGAGAUGAGCAAAAUCUCAGGAACAGUGAAGGACGUGCACAUCACAGAAGAAAAUGAUACAAAAUCAAGAAGAGAAUCCUUUUUGAGGGAUGAACCAAAGAUAAGAGAAGAACCAAGAACAAGAGAAGAUUUCUUGAGAUAUGCUAGUCAGCUGAUUCUGGAUGUCAACAGCGUCCAUCCCAACCUUCACUUGUCUGAAGGUAACAGAGUUGCCACAAUGAAGAAUGAACCCAAGAACUAUCCUGAACACCCGGACCGAUUUGACCACUGGCAGCAGGUGUUGUGCCGGGAUAGUGUGACUGGGACUCGUUACUACUGGGAGGUGGACUGGAGGGGAACAGAGAUAGAUGUGGCCGUUACCUACAGAGGAAUCCAUCGUAAAGGAAAUGCCAACGAAUGCAGCCUGGGCUGGAACGACAAGUCUUGGAGUUUGUACUGCUCUGACUCCAAAUUCUCCUUUGUGCACAACAAUAAAAGCAAAGACAUCGCAGGUCCGGUGUCACCUCGUAUUGGCGUUUACCUGGACCACGCAGCAGGAACGCUGGCGUUUUACAGUGUCUCUGAUAACAUGCGUCUUUUGCACAGAAUUCAGACCACAUUUACAGAGCCGCUCUACCCUGCAUUCAGUGUGUGGGGCUUUGGUACGACCAUAAGACUCUAAGAGAGGUAGCACUGAUAUGCUUCAGACUUACAUUCUCCUUAAAUUUGUGAAAUCUGGAACAUGGUGUUUGAUUCUGUAAAGUACAAUUUUAAUUGUAAUCACUGCUACUGAUUUAUUUGCCAUUUUAAAUAUGAAUCUAUACCAGAUAGCUCUCUGUGAUCUUGAUAAAAACCACACUGAAUGGAAAAUGACUCACAUUACUGGAAAUGACAUUGCUGUUGUUGUAGUUGCUGUUGUUAAUUAGUCUAUUAAUACAUUAUCCCUUCACCACUUUGGGGUGGGUUUUAUCUUGAUCAAGUAAGUGAUUAAGAAAAUGUAAUAUAAUCUUACCAUGUAAUAUUGACUGAUGCUGACUAUUUUAACAAAGGUAUAGUUUAUUAAUUCCUUAAAUGUCUUUGAAUUUGAUCAGCCAUUACCAGGAACGCAGGUAAACAGAUGACCUUUCACAUGCUAUAAACAGGGGUUUAGUAGGUGGGGAACCCUUAGAUCAGGUGUAGUGGUGCAGCGUGGGGAAGGGGGAUUACUUACUUUUUUGUGUACAGGCUAAGAUUAGCUGACCUGUGUUGCUACUCUGAUAUUCAGUGCUCUUUGUAGAAUUAGCCAACUGAAUUCAGCAAAAUAAAUAAAUGUUUCACAAGCUAUAUGACUGAUUUUCAACUCCUAGACCCUAGAAAGCAGAAUUCAGUAAGCAAAUGUAAUUGUCAUCUCCUUAUGUAUAAACUGAUGUCUGCUAUCCUUGAUACAACUGACCCUGAACACCACAGCCUGCUCUGCAACAGCAUAGCAUUGCAUAGCAAGCAUAGCGCAUUACUGUAAACUUCACCACAGUACUGCAAACUAGCCAGUUUACCUUCACUGAAAUGUACCAAACUGCCUAGUAUUUUAAUGCAAACACAAAAUGAAUUUAUUUAUAUUUAUUGUUUUGCAAGAUGCUCCACAAAAACAUAAACCAGCAACACAUCAUGUAUAGACCCAACAUCUGAUUUAAAAACUAUAAAUGAAGUCAGACAUGUAAGAUUUAAAUUUGCAGUUUUUAAAACUGCACUUGCUGAACAGUCCUUACC